Messenger RNA from Trichoderma asperellum CBS 433.97, 309 nucleotides. The record is from RefSeq and is a predicted model, not a curated record. Lineage: Eukaryota; Fungi; Ascomycota; Sordariomycetes; Hypocreales; Hypocreaceae.
AUGCUCCGUCUCAAGAGCAGCAGCUGCCUUGCUGGGAUCUCAUCCGUGGCGUUGGCAUCAUCAACCGGCCUGUGGUCCGUGUGGUCCGCGCAGUUUACAGGGCUGGCAAGGGUGCCAUUCGGAGCUGGAAGCGAGCAACUGAAGAAAGAAUUGAUUCCACAGGGGCUGGCCCUUGAGACGCCUUACGAGGAACAUGUUGCGGCUGGAGAGGCUCUCUUGCUGGGGCGCAAUAUAUUAGGGAGGGAUGGCGUGGGGAUGCCAUUACUAGUACAGUGCCCAGCAUACGGCCGACAUCAGCUUACUGACUGA